ACGGGCGCGGGCCGAAGGGGGCGGGGGGAUGCGCCGCGGCGGCGGUGGCGCGGGCGCUGGGGCUGGUGUUCAGAGGCGCCAGAGCAGCGGAUCCCGGUCUCGCCGCCGCAGGAGCGCGGGUGUCGCGCGCGGCCUGGAGACGCCGUACCUUUCUGCCCCUCACCUUUUUUUUUUUUUUUUAAAUAACCGGAACCAAUGAACGCAGCCGGGACCCGAGCUCCAGAGGCCGCCGGUGCGGAGGGGACCAGGCUGGCGCCCAGCAGGAGCUCGAGUCCGAGGCGGCGAGGGCGGCCCGAGAAGUCGCCCGCAGCGGCAACGGCUGCAGCGCCUGGCGGAGCGGACGAGCGGCCGGCGACUGGGGCGCCGCCGCGCUUUCCCUUCGCUCCUCCUCCGCGCCCUCAUCCCGCCGCGGCGUCCGGCCCGGCCUCGGGCUGGCUGCUGCGGCGGCGGUGGUGCUGGGCUGCGCUGCUGGUGUUCGGACUGCUGGUGGCCGGAGCGGCGGACGGAUGCGAGCUGGUGUCCCGGCACCUCCGCGGGCGGCGGGCCUCAGGCUCUGCCGCGGCAGCCGUCUCCUCUCACGCUGCGGCGGCUGGCGACAGUCCGGCGCUCAUGACAGAUCCCUGCCUAUCACUGAGUCCACCAUGCUUCACAGAAGAAGACAGAUACAGUCUGGAAGCUCUUCAGACAAUACAUAAACAGAUGGAUGAUGACAAAGAUGGUGGAAUUGAAGUAGAUGAAAGCGAUGAAUUUAUUAGAGAAGAUAUGAAAUAUAAAGAUGCUACUAAUAAACACAGCCAUCUGCACAGAGAAGAUAAGCAUAUAACUGUUGAGGAUUUAUGGAAACGGUGGAAAACUUCAGAAGAGCACAUGCAGAGUAGAUCUAGCAUCAUUCUUCAGGGCCCUAGGAUUUUUCAUAAUGUUCAUAAUUGGACCCUUGAGGAUACGCUUCAGUGGUUGAUAGAAUUUGUUGAACUACCCCAAUAUGAAAAGAAUUUUAGAGACAAUAAUGUCAAAGGAACAACGCUUCCCAGGAUAGCAGUACAUGAGCCUUCAUUUAUGAGUUCUCAAUUGAAAAUCAGCGAUCGGAGUCACAGGCAAAAACUUCAGCUCAAGGCACUGGAUGUGGUUUUGUUUGGACCUCUGACACGCCCACCUCAUAACUGGAUGAAGGAUUUUAUUCUCACAGUUUCUAUAGUAAUUGGUGUCGGAGGGUGCUGGUUUGCUUACACACAGAAUAAGACAUCAAAAGAACAUGUUGCAAAAAUGAUGAAGGACUUAGAGAGUCUACAAACUGCAGAGCAAAGCCUAAUGGACUUACAGGAGAGGCUUGAAAAAGCACAGGAAGAAAACAGAAAUGUUGCUGUAGAAAAGCAAAAUCUAGAACGCAAAAUGAUGGAUGAAAUCAAUUAUGCAAAGGAAGAGGCCUGUCGGCUGAGAGAGCUAAGGGAAGGAGCCGAAUGUGAACUGAGCAGACGGCAAUACGCAGAGCAGGAAUUGGAGCAGGUUCGAAUGGCUCUAAAAAAGGCUGAAAAAGAAUUUGAACUCCGAAGCAGCUGGUCUGUUCCAGAUGCACUUCAGAAAUGGCUUCAGUUAACACAUGAAGUAGAAGUUCAGUACUACAAUAUUAAAAGACAAAAUGCUGAGAUGCAAUUAGCUAUUGCUAAGGAUGAGGUUGCUGCAUCAUAUCUGAUUCAGGCAGAGAAAAUUAAAAAGAAAAGAAGCACAGUCUUUGGGACUCUGCAUGUUGCACAUAGCUCCUCCCUAGAUGAGGUAGAUCACAAAAUUCUGGAAGCAAAGAAAGCGCUCUCUGAGUUGACAACUUGUUUACGGGAACGACUUUUUCGCUGGCAGCAGAUUGAGAAGAUCUGUGGCUUUCAGAUAGCCCAUAACUCGGGACUCCCCAGCUUGACCUCUUCCCUGUAUUCUGAUCACAGCUGGGUGGUGAUGCCCAGAGUCUCCAUUCCACCCUAUCCAAUUGCUGGAGGAGUUGAUGAUUUAGACGAAGAUACACCCCCAAUAGUGUCACAGUUUCCUGGGACCAUGGCCAAGCCCGCGGGGUCGCUCGCCCGAAGCAGCAGCCUGUGCCGUUCCCGUCGCAGCAUCGUGCCAGCCUCGCCGCAGUGUCCUCGUGCCCAGCUCCCCCCUCACACGCCGCACCAGGCCCACACCCGGCACCCCCACCACCCCCAGCACCCGCAGCACUCCUUGCCUUCCCCUGACCCUGAUAUCCUGUCAGUGUCAAGUUGUCCCGUCCUUUAUCGAAAUGAGGAGGAGGAGGAGGCCAUUUACUUCUCUGCUGAAAAGCAAUGGGAAGUGCCAGACACGGCCUCAGAAUGUGACUCCUUAAAUUCUUCCAUUGGAAGGAAACAGUCUCCUCCUUCAAGCCUUGAGAUAUACCAAACAUUGUCUCCUCGAAAGAUAUCAAGAGAUGAGCUCUCUCUAGAGGAUUCAUCCCGAGGAGAUUCACCCAUAACUGCAGAUAUCUCUCGGGGUUCUCCAGAUUGUGUAGGUCUGACAGAAACGAAGAGUAUGAUCUUCAGUCCUGCCAGCAAAGUGUACAAUGGCAUCUUGGAGAAGUCCUGUAGCAUGAACCAGCUUUCUAGUGGCAUCCCGGUGCCUAAACCUCGCCACACGUCCUGUUCCUCUGCUGGCAACGACAGUAAGCCAGUUCAGGAAGCCCCACAUGUUGCCAGGAUAAGCAGCAUCCCGCACGAUCUUUGUCAUAAUGGAGAGAAAAGCAAAAAGCCAUCAAAAAUUAAAAGCCUUUUUAAGAAGAAAUCUAAGUGAACUGGCUGACUUGAUGGAAUUUAUUGAAGUGGCAUCUUUAAACUCUUUAUCUCCCGUCCUCCACUCCCCCCCUUAUUUUUUUUUUUUUUAAUUUUAGGAAUGUAACGCCAUUGGGGCUUUCCAGACUGGAUGUCAUAGUGGACUGUCCCAGGGGCAACUGUCUACUGUCUGCCUAUUUAAAUGACUAUAUAAUCAAUUUGUCAAGCCAGUUAUACUGAAAAAUCAUUAAGAGAUGAGACAGUUUACCGUCAUUUCUGCCUAUUUAUUUCUGCUUUGUUAUUAGUUAUGUAUAUACAACAUUUUGUUGAAAGCCACUAUGGACUUACAAGCUUUAAUGGACUAGUAAGCCAGCAUGGGCUUGCAAAAAUUUCUUGUUUACCACACCAUCUUCUUAUCUUUCCACAGAGCUAUUUACAUCCUGGACUAAAUGACUUAAAGUAAAACUAAUUGCACUACCAUUUUCCAGACUGGAAAAAAAAAAAAAAUCUCUGCAAGUGAAACUGUAUAGAGUUUAUAAAAUGACUAUGGAUAGGGGACUGUUUUCACUUUUAGAUCAAAAUGGAUUUUUAAGUAGAACCUAGGGUUUCUAAUUGACUUGAUUUCUGGAAAUGAAAACCCACGCUUUUAUUAUGGGAAGCUUCUAUAAAUGCAUUUAAUAUUAUAAAGUUUCAAGUCCUGCUGUAAAGAUCAUGUUGUUUUGUUUUUCCCAGGGCUUUCACUGUGAUUUACUGCAUUGCAGGCUGUAUGAUAAAAUAUAAAUAAUUUAAGGAGAGAAGGCUUGAUUUCCUUACACAUGUGGAAGAGUUAAGAUUUGAUUGAAGGACUGACAUUCACAAGCUUAAACUGAGGUUGGGGACGUGGGAAUUCAAGCACUUGUUUACAGACUUUGAAUAACCGCAAAGAAGUUUGGUUUGUGAAGAAUUUGUACUGUGGAAAAGAUAAUAAAUUGGAGACAUUAUUGUGUGGGACUGUGUUGAUUUUUGUUGAUAACACUCCACUAAAAACACUAUACUGUUUCUGGAGAGCUAAGUGAGCUGUUGUGUUGCUUAAUUGCACUAUAAGAAAUAGUGAUGUUUUGGAAGUUGUCAACAAAUUUCUUUCCAUUUUAUAUUGUUUGUCAUAUUUUUAUGUAGUUUGAAAUGUUUAAAUGUUCUAAUAUCAAGAUUAACAAAUAUAAAUUUAUGGUGCAUUUAGAUUGUGUUGUAUUAAUUUAUAAAGUUUGGGGUUCGUUAAAUCUCUAGGUUAUUUAAGGGUAGCUUUUACUGUGAAGAUCAUCACAUAGAGCGGCAAAAAAAAAAUUACCAAUAACGUCUGGGAGUUUUCGCCCAAACUACUUCUAAAAAUUCAGGCAUAAAUGAUUGGUUAAUGCAGUAUGGAUGGACAUUGGGAUGAACAGUGGAUACAUAUUAGCUAGAAUGGCUUUUCAGCAGUAUGGCUAAAACACGUAGUGUCCAACCCAGUCCUGCUUAGAGGAAAAUGCCAACUGAUCAGAAGUUUAUGUGAGAUGUGCUCCUAGAAAUACUUUUAUCAAGAAUACGAAGGGUUUCCUGAAGUGUCCAAAAGUUGUGGUAGUUUAUUCUCUUCAGUACUGUUGUUAAAAACUUAAGGUGUUGAAUGAUAUAUAUAUUCAAUAUAUGAUACAUUCAAUAUAUAUGUUAUAUACACACACACACAGAUAGUUAAAUAUUCAAGAGACAGUGCUGUAAAGGCAAAAAAGUUGAUUAACUGAAAUAAACACAGUGUUUUGGUCUAAUCAGAAGGUAUGAUCUCCUGAAAGGUCAAGAGUUGAGGAACAAUGGCACUAAAGCUGUUGGGAAGUGGGGGUAAUGUGCGUAAAGCAUUGAAAAGCAUUCUGGAACGUUUCUUCCAAGUGAAGAAAUAUUUUUAUCUUCUUUCUCCUUCUUACAACCAGACAGUAGUUCUUUCCUCUGAAAAUUGCACAAGGUAUGAGAACUUUUAUAGUUUGUUAGAUAGAAAAGGUAAAAGACCUAUGGGGCAGGGAGUUGGGUGGGAGGAGGAAAGAAGGGCUCCAAGGGGCUCCCAGCAAGGCCCGCUGCCUGUUGGGUGUUAGAAGGGAAUUCUGGAUCCGAACCAUUGGACGCCGGCACAUGGGGGCUGGGGUGCAAGAGGCUGGCCUAAGUAUAGUGUGGGCAGUCUAAGGGAAUGCAUGGUUUGUAUGAAAUUUCAUGUUCUUGUGUAUAAACAAAUUCCACUAAAGGGUUUUUACUGCUUUAUGUUGGUAGUACUUACUUGGCGUUAGUACAGUGUUCUAUAUUUGUAAAUUCAACAGAGAAUAAUUAAGCUGUAGAAAGCCACAAUAAUUUCUGUGUUGCUUCAUUUCCAUGUGUAGAGUUGGGCAUUAAUAUAAGUUUUUAAAUUAUCCAUUCGUUACCUUACUAAUUGUAUAAGACUGGUGUUUUCUGAUUUUAAAAGUAAUACCCUCCUUAUUAUAUAAAAUGACUCAUGAUAGAAAAGUAUAAAGAAGAAAAAGAACAGCAAGCAGGUUAAAUUCUACUACCCCAAAUAACUAUUUUUAAUGUUUUGGUUCAUUUUCUGUCAGAUUAUUUUCUCUAUAUUGAUAUAUAUUUACAUAAUUGAAAACAUACCAUAUAUGUAUUUAAUUUUACAUCAUGUUUUUCACUUAAUAUAAGCAUUUCUCCAACAUCAUUAAAAACUUCAUGAGCAUUUUAGUAACUAUAAUAUGCCAUUAUAUGGAUUUAUCAUAACCUUUUUAAUUAUUCUUUUAUUAAUCAUUAGGCUAUUCCUGAUCUCUGAUAUGCAAAAUACUAGGAUUUAAUAUUUAUUGAGCACUCAGUGUACUAGGUGCAGUUCUAAACUCAAAUAUAUAUUCUCAUAUAAUCUUUAUACCUACCUUGUAAGGUAGGUACUGGCUUUUGUGGGGUUUUUUUGUUUGCUUUUUUUUUUUUUUUUUAAUAAUCAUUUUACUGAUGAGGAAACUGAGCCAGAAAAUUAAUAAUGUGCUCAAUGUUACAUAGCUGGUAAAUGGUAGUGUCAGCUUCUGAGUCAUACCACAAAUUCUGAUCAACAUUUUGAUUCCUGAGAAUAUAUAUUUUGAGAAGUAAAUAGAAAAGCCUAAAGAAAAUAUAUAUGUAUGUAUAUCUAAACAUCCAUAGUUUUACAUAUAAAACUAUACCUUGUUUAUACCUUGAGUAUAACUUUUUAAGGUUUCUUAUAUAGCUGUGUUUAUAACCCCCCCCCCCAAUACCAGAGUAUUUCACACUGUAACUUUCUGAAUUACCAUUUGGUUAAAACUGCUAAUUUAAUUGGUAAAUAAUGUCUAGUAUUGUUGGAAAGUUUCUUCAUGUUAUGUAUUUUUCAUUUCAGUUAAUUGUCUAUUCAUGUCUUUUGCCCAUUAUGUUCCUGGGGUCCUAGUGUUUUUUGUCUUUCAAAUGUAGCUAUUCUUGUAUUCUUCAUUUACCAACUAAAACAGUGAUUUUUUAAAAAUUA
This is a messenger RNA of Mustela lutreola (European mink), 6255 nucleotides long. It is a transcript of the gene STIM2, whose product is annotated as stromal interaction molecule 2. The record is from RefSeq and is a predicted model, not a curated record. Gene Ontology annotation, molecular function: calcium ion binding; protein binding; calcium channel regulator activity. NCBI's taxonomy places the organism in Eukaryota, Metazoa, Chordata, Mammalia, Carnivora, Mustelidae. Gene Ontology annotation, biological process: intracellular calcium ion homeostasis; store-operated calcium entry; activation of store-operated calcium channel activity. The transcript is spliced from 14 exons. Gene Ontology annotation, cellular component: endoplasmic reticulum; plasma membrane. The coding region runs from base 196 to 2787 and encodes 863 amino acids.